ACAGUGCUGCUACUGACUCGAAACCCUAAUUUAUAUUCAUCUCCUUCCUCCUUAUAAUACCUCACUCAAUUCCUGAGCACCCAAUCUUACCGUCGCCGCCGCCUGCUGCCGGGUAACUCCUCUUCGUGUAGGAGCUUCAGUCUCGUCAACAUGGGUAUCUCUCGAGAUUCUAUGCACAAGAGGCGUGCAACUGGAGGGAAGAAGAAGGCUUGGAGGAAGAAGAGAAAGUAUGAGCUUGGAAGGCAACCUGCCAACACUAAGUUAUCAAGUGACAAGUCAAUCAGGAGGAUUCGAGUUCGUGGGGGUAAUGUUAAGUGGCGAGCUUUUAGACUCGACACUGGAAACUACUCGUGGGGUAGUGAGGCUGUGUCUAGGAAAACCCGUAUUCUAGAUGUGGUGUACAAUGCAUCCAACAAUGAACUUGUUCGUACUCAAACUUUGGUGAAGAGUGCCGUUGUUCAGGUUGAUGCUGCGCCAUUCAAGCAAUGGUAUCUUCAGCACUAUGGAGUGGAUAUUGGAAGGAAGAAGAAGACUGCAGCAUCUGCUAAGAAGGACGAGGAAGGUGAUGCUGCUGCUGCUGCUGCUGAGGAGGUGAAGAAGAGUAAUCAUGUUCAGCGCAAACUGGAGAAACGUCAAGAGGGUCGUAAGCUUGACCCACAUAUUGAAGAGCAAUUCAGCAGCGGUCGUUUGAUGGCUUGCAUUUCAUCAAGACCCGGUCAAUGUGGUCGUGCUGAUGGAUAUAUCUUGGAGGGCAAAGAACUUGAGUUCUACAUGAAGAAGCUCCAGAGAAAGAAGGGAAAAGGUGCUGGUGCUGCUUAAGUUUUGUCGUUAAGAUAUUUUGUAGCCAUGUUUCCUUCUAUGAUUCUAUCUGUCUUUUUUUGGUCUGAUGAAGACGAAGUGUUGCAGCUAAGAUGAAACAAUUAUUUAUGAACUCCAAUUUUGCUGUUAUUAGUUGAUUAAUCACAUUACUUUCCUUAGCCUGUUCCAUAAUUA
Molecule: messenger RNA, 993 nt
Organism: Cucumis sativus (cucumber)
Lineage: Eukaryota; Viridiplantae; Streptophyta; Magnoliopsida; Cucurbitales; Cucurbitaceae
Product: 40S ribosomal protein S8
Exons: 6
Coding region: 151-819 (222 amino acids)
Biological process (GO): translation; maturation of SSU-rRNA from tricistronic rRNA transcript (SSU-rRNA, 5.8S rRNA, LSU-rRNA)
Cellular component (GO): ribosome; cytosolic small ribosomal subunit
Molecular function (GO): structural constituent of ribosome
Source: RefSeq, a predicted model, not a curated record